Nezara viridula (southern green stink bug) is the source of this 2532-nucleotide messenger RNA. Lineage: Eukaryota; Metazoa; Arthropoda; Insecta; Hemiptera; Pentatomidae. The record is from the annotation of a GenBank genome assembly.
GGAACUUGCUUAUCUCCAUAUUUUAGCUUCGUACUUCUUUGCCAACUCCUUACGUUUUCCCGCCAUAAUAGCACCUAAUGUUCUCCGAUAGCUAUUAUUGUGGAUCCUAUUCGUUAAUUUGUACAGGGUUAUUUUCUUCUUGGAUAUGGAAGGAUUUGAUUCAUUGCCAGUUUAUUAUAAUAAUUGUAUAAGAGAAGGAAGAGGUAGUUUUGAAGUGACCAAUUCUAAGGUUACUUUUAAAGAUUUUCUAAGAACUUACAGUGUGAACAAUUUCAAUUACAAAUAUAGAGAUCAACUGAAAAAUAACUAUAACCUUGGUAAGUUUUACUUGGAAGUAAAUAUUGAAGAUCUUGCUGCUUUUGACUCUAAGCUUGCUCAGCAAUUAAAAAAACAGCCUACAGAAUUUCUUCCGCCUUUUGAAGAAGCUGCAAAAGAAUUAGCUGAUGAAAUUACUUCCCCACGUCCAGAAGGAGAAGAUGAAGUCGAAGAUAUUCAAAUAAUGUUAACUUCUGAAGCUUUGCCAGUUUCGCUACGUAGCUUGAAAUCAGAACUGGUAUCACAGAUUGUUACUGUUCCGGGAAUAGUUAUAUCUGCUACUGGGUUAAAAACUAAAGCUACUUCUAUAACUAUACAGUGUAAGUCUUGUGGUAACAAUAUUCCAAAACUUCCUCUCAAACCAGGCUUAGAAGGCUAUGCUCUUCCACGCCGUUGUACCACUGAAAGAACUGGACAAACUAAAUGCCCUUUGGAUCCUUACCAAAUAAAACCAGAAAACUGUGAAUUUGUGGAUUUUCAAGUUCUUAAGUUACAAGAACUGACUGAUUCUGUGCCUCAAGGAGAAACUCCAAGACACAUUCAACUUUACAAUGAUAGGUUUCUUUGUGAAAAGGUGGUGCCAGGAAACAGGGUACUAGUUGUUGGUGUUUACUGUAUCAAAAAACAUAAAUCCACAAAGAGAAAUGAUCCUAAAGGUAAAACAGUUGGAGUACGUGCUCCUUAUAUUCGAGUUUUAGGUAUUCGGAUUGAUACUGAAGGUGUUGGAUUUUCUACUUCUGCUAUGGUCACUGCGGAAGAUGAAGAUUAUUUUAGACGUCUUGCAAAGUCGCCAAAUAUUUAUGAAAACAUUUCCAAGUCUGUAGCUCCUAGUAUAUUUGGAUUUUUAGAUAUCAAAAAAGCUAUUGCUUGCCUCUUAUUUGGUGGAUCCCGUAAAAGGCUUCCAGAUGGUCUAACUCGAAGAGGUGAUAUCAAUAUUCUUCUGUUAGGUGAUCCAGGUACAGCUAAAUCUCAGUUGCUAAAAUUUGUUGAAAGAGUGAGUCCUAUUGGUGUUUAUACAUCUGGGAAAGGAUCAUCAGCUGCGGGUCUGACUGCAUCAGUAAUCAGGGACCCUCAUUCACGUGCCUUUGUAAUGGAAGGAGGUGCUAUGGUUCUGGCUGAUGGAGGUGUUGUUUGCAUUGAUGAAUUUGACAAAAUGAGAGAAGAUGAUAGAGUUGCUAUACAUGAGGCAAUGGAACAGCAGACUAUAUCAAUUGCAAAGGCUGGAAUAACCACAACCUUAAAUUCUCGCUGUUCAGUGCUUGCAGCUGCUAAUUCUGUUUAUGGUCGAUGGGAUGAUUCAAAAGGAGAUGAUAAUAUAGAUUUCAUGCCUACCAUCCUUUCUCGGUUUGAUAUGAUAUUUAUUGUUAAAGAUGAACACAAUCAAAAGAGAGACAUGACUAUAGCGAAGCAUAUAAUGAAUGUUCACAUGACUGCUGAACAAAAUAAUGUAGAGUUGACUGAUGGAGAACUACCUUUAUCUGUCUUCAAGAAAUAUAUACAUUAUUGCAGAACCCGUUGUGGUCCCCGUUUGUCUCAAUCAGCUGGUGAAAAAUUAAAAAUGAGAUAUGUUCUUAUGAGAGGUGGCAUUCAAUCAUCGGACAAGACACCUGAAACAACUCUUUCAAUUCCUAUUACAGUAAGACAACUUGAAGCUAUUAUUCGUACCGCUGAAGCUCUUGCUAAAAUGGAGCUUCAACCAUUUGCUCUUGAAAAGCAUGUUGAUGAAGCUUUGAGACUUUUUCAAGUAUCAACUUUAGAGGCUGCUAAUACUGGAGUUUUGGCAGGUAGUGAUGAAUUUGCUACUGAAGAUGAUUAUGAAAUGUUCCGGAGAAUUGAAAAACAGUUGAAAAGUAGAUUUUCUGUUGGUUCUAGAAUUUCAGAACAUCUUGUAAUAUCAGAUUUUGUUAAACAGAGAUAUCCAGAACAUUGUAUACGAAAAGUGAUUCAUACACUUGUAAAAAAAGGUGAAUUUACCUAUAAGAUGCAGAGGAAAUUGUUGUUUAGAAUCAGGUGAUCAACAAAUAUUUCUAUGUAUAAGAAGCAUCACUAACUGUACAAUUAAAUGAUAAUAAGACAAAACACAUCACUGAUAUCAGAUUUGUUUAAUAUUUUUGUUUUUUGUUUUUUUAAAUUCCAAAAUAUAUAUAUAUAUACCUAUGAAAUUUCUUUAUGAAUUCCUCAAAGUCAAUCAUCUAAUUGCCAAAGUUUAGUACAGAG